ACUUGAGAGGGUCCACCUUUACCAGUACAGUACACUGUGUGGCUAGAAUAAAUACACCUCGUUUGAUUCAGCUCUUCCAUCUCCUUCCUAAGCAAAGCAAAGCAAAGCAUUACUGUAUCUCCCAAGUAAGCAGUGAAGAUGUCUCAUCCAGAAAUCACUAACAGAUGGUCUCUCCAGGGAACCACUGCUCUUGUCACUGGUGGAACCAAAGGGAUCGGAUAUGCUGUUGUGGAAGAAUUGGCAGCCCUAGGAGCAUGUGUUCAUACAUGUGCGAGGACCCAAGGCCAGAUUGAUGCAUGCUUACGUCAAUGGAAGGAGAGGGGUCUUAAAGUUAGCGGAUCAGUCUGUGAUGUAUCCUCUCAAGCUGACCGAGAGAAGCUGAUAAAGGAGGUUUCCUCCCUGUUUGGUGGGAAACUCAACAUUCUUAUCAACAAUGCUGGAACCAAUGUAUACAAACCAACUUUAGAAUACACGGCUGAGGAUUUCUCAUUUUUGAUGAAUACAAAUCUCCAAUCUGCUUUCCAUCUGUCCCAACUUGCACAUCCACUUUUGAAAGCUUCAGGAGCUGGAAGGAUUGUCUUUGUGUCCUCUAUUUGCGGCGUGACAUCUGUCAACAUUGGAUAUCCUAUAUACUCAGCCUCUAAAGGAGCAAUUAACCAACUCACAAGGAACCUGGCAUGCGAAUGGGCCAAAGACAAUAUUAGGGUUAAUUCCGUCGCUCCUUGGUUCAUCAACACCCCAAUGAAUGAAGAUAGUCUUCAAAAUGAAAGUGUUGUGAAGGAGCUUGCUUAUCGGACCCCCAUGGGACGUGCUGGAGAACCAGGAGAAGUCUCUUCUGUUGUCGCAUUUCUUUGCCUGCCGGGGCCAUCGUUUACAACUGGACAGGUCAUUUGUAUUGAUGGAGGGUUGUCAGUGAACGGCUUUUCCAUGGGUUGAAAACACAAUACUCUACUAGGAGAGCGGAAUAAGAGGAUAUCCCUCCUCAGUAGUGGAUAAUCGAUCUGUGUGCAUGUGUGUGUGUGAGAGAGAGAUAGUACGAAGCAAAUGUUUGUUCUUUUGAGUUGUUGGGCUAAAAAAUAAGCGAUAUGUGCCUUUGUAUCCAAGUCUUAGUAUUGACUUGUAUGUCUGGAUUUUGCGAGCUCAAGUGUGAUAUAUAGACAAUAAUGACUGCUCUAUUA
This is a messenger RNA of Populus trichocarpa (black cottonwood), 1178 nucleotides long. Its product is annotated as tropinone reductase homolog At2g29290. Bases 139 to 936 code for a protein of 265 amino acids. Gene Ontology annotation, molecular function: oxidoreductase activity. Lineage: Eukaryota; Viridiplantae; Streptophyta; Magnoliopsida; Malpighiales; Salicaceae. The record is from RefSeq and is a predicted model, not a curated record. The transcript has 5 exons.